This is a messenger RNA of Tetrahymena thermophila SB210, 219 nucleotides long. RefSeq names its product transmembrane protein, putative. The transcript has 2 exons. The record is from RefSeq and is a predicted model, not a curated record. Lineage: Eukaryota; Ciliophora; Oligohymenophorea; Hymenostomatida; Tetrahymenidae.
AUGACAUAAAUAAAAAAAGAGCUGACAAAUUAAAUUUGCAAGCAUUUCACAUUCUAUUUUUUGUUUGUUUGUUUAUUUGUAUAUAUAUUUAUUUAUUUUAGUGAAUAACAUAUAUCAAUAUAUAAUUUUUAAAAGGUCAUUUAUUUUGUUAAGCUUUUAGUUAACGAUAUCAUGCAUUAAGGCGAAGAGGGAAAAAUUAAUUAAAUAGUAGGUCGAUGA